This is a messenger RNA of Photinus pyralis (common eastern firefly), 1995 nucleotides long. RefSeq lists its product as uncharacterized. NCBI's taxonomy places the organism in Eukaryota, Metazoa, Arthropoda, Insecta, Coleoptera, Lampyridae. The transcript is spliced from 5 exons. Gene Ontology annotation, molecular function: long-chain-alcohol O-fatty-acyltransferase activity; diacylglycerol O-acyltransferase activity. Bases 277 to 1995 code for a protein of 572 amino acids. Gene Ontology annotation, biological process: triglyceride biosynthetic process. Gene Ontology annotation, cellular component: plasma membrane. The record is from RefSeq and is a predicted model, not a curated record.
CUUCCCUCGGGAGAAGUCAAAACUGUGAUUUUUUGAUAAAGCCUUUCUGGUUUGUUAAGUCUUCACACUUUGAAGUUUGUGUGUGUGUACUAAAGCGGUGAAUGACGUCAUUUUAUUGAAGAGGAAGGAAGAAACGAAAGAACGAAGAAUUUUGUCUACAGGGGGUCCCAAACUAAACUUUGAAUUAUCGCUAUCACACAGGGGAAGUGGUUUUCACCUUCGCGAGUAGUCUAAUUGCUAAAGGAAUUGAAAACCUUCCCGCGGGCAACUUUAGCAAUGGUGUAUGCAACGAUAUGUCUAAUAGCACUCGCCUUGCUAGUAUUAGUACUGAUGAUAGUAAAUGUGAAUGAGAUUAAGAGGCAAACGAAAUCUAGAGCAACUGCACUUCUCUUCAUUGUGUUAUUCCCCUUCAUUUUGGUCGGAGUAGCAUUUUCAGCUGUAAUUUACGUACUCCUGCUCCUAUACCGGGAGAUAGUACUAACAGCCAUCCUGAAGGAGGAAUGCGGAGAUGAUUUUUUCUGUUUAGUGAGUGGUUUAGACGUGUUUAACGCAACUCAAUCGAUGAAGAGGAGCACCAUCAUUGGAUUAAUGGUGUGCGAAAUUGACUCAAACAGCAGCCCUAAGACGGUGAUGGAGUACGUCCAGGAUGUUAUUAGGGCUCAGUUGAGAAAAAAUAGAAGCCAUCUUGGCAAGCUGUUUACUAAGCCCAAGAUGUUUUCAGGAUAUCUAUACCUGGAAAGGGUGGAACUUGAGCACGAAACUUGCAUUCGUCAUUUGCCGACGGUCGAUGGUGAACUGGACGUGGAAGCCCUCAACGGAUUGAUCGGUCGAUGGUGUUACGAACCGUUCAACGGGCCACUACUAUGGGACAUUUCCGUUGGAACGCAACCGCUCAAAUGGCGAAACGAGGGUACUAGCAAUAUCAAGCAUUACCCAAUCGUGAUACGGGUGCAUCACCUCAUUGCUGACGGGAUCUCAAUUUUGAAACUCGUUGUGGGUGUGCUUGGUGAUAAGUCAAACCACCCUAAAAUAUCCACAUUUGAGAAGUACAUCGACGCCGAAAAGUUUGUGUGGCUUACAACGUUUCGACGUGUAAUCCAAGCGAUUAGGAUAAUUUUGUUUUUCCCCGUCUGCCUAUUUUCCAUUGUGGUAUUGAAGUCGUGCGUAGGCAAUGAGGUCCACGGAAAGGAACUCGAAUUUCAAGAGCACUGUGCGGUUGCGCUGGAUCCUAACGGACAGUACCUCGAGAAAGUAAAGACAAUACGAAAACGUAGCGGAGCCACAAUUCCAGAAAUAAUCUUGACCGUAAUCAGUGAAAGUCUAAAGGCUCAUUUUUUGAAGUACAACAACUAUCCAAGCCACACUACUUUGGUGCUGCCGAUAGUUUCAAAUUACUCCGAACUGCUGAAUAUGCGACCAGGCGAAGUGAAUAUUGAAGACAUCCAGUUUAAUAACAGAUAUGUGGUGGUAAGCGUCAAGGUGCCGACAUUCAUUGGAGCUGAAGAUUACAAUCCUGCCACGCCAAUAUUAAGUAAGCUGAAUGUCGUGAAGAGAUUAAUCAACACUCUAAAGGUGUCCACUGAAGCUGAGGUAAUGUGUUUUUACCUCCUUUUUACUAGUAUCAGCCUUCAGGUGUCCGCGAUCAUCUUCAGUCAUUUUUUUGGUGUGCUUCCGAUUUCUUGGGUACGCCACAUAUGUCAAUACAUUCAUGCAACGGCCGGCAUUAGUCUGAUUCCUGGACCGCCAAAGAUGACUUACGGCGAUGGUCACAUUAAAGUGUGCGAAUUUGUAUUUUGGCUGCCACAUAUGUUGGACAUCGGCUUGACGAUUGGAUCGUUGUCUUACGACAACCGGCUGAUAUUGUCGUUGAAUUGUGAUGCCGUUUAUAUUUCCGAACGUACAGAGGUUCAGGAACUGCUGGACAGUAUUUACAGACACAUAAAUUUGCUGGAAGAAGAAUUACAGGUCGUAGACGGUGGAGGAGAAUUGAAGUAG